AUGCUCCCGCCGCCGCCCAAGUGGUCAACGGAUCAGAUGCCCGAUCUCACGGGCAAGGUGAUGAUCGUGACGGGCGGCAAUGCGGGGAUCGGGAGGGAGAACGUGAAGGCGCUGCUGGAGCACGGCGCGAAGGUGUAUAUGGCAGGGCGGAACGUCGUGAAGUGCGCUGCGGUGAUUGAGGAGCUCAAGGAGGAGACGGGGCACGAGGCUAUCUUCCUCAAGCUGGACCUGGCGGAUCUAGCAGCGGUCAAGGCGGCUGCCGAAGAGUUCUUGAGCAAGGAGACACAAUUGCAUGUGCUCUUCAAUAAUGCCGCAUCACAAUACCCACCGGUUGAGGUGGUUACGGAGCAGGGGUAUGAUAUGCAGUUCGGGACAAACGUCAUCGGGCACUUCUACUUCACCAAAAUCCUUCUGCCCAUCCUGCUCGAGACGACCAAGACCUCACCAGAUGGGAAGGCGCGCGUUGUCCACGUCGCUUCCGUGGGUCACGAAUUCGUGUCUGGUCUCAGGUUUGAUACGUUCAAGGACAGCCCGCAGAGGCGCAAGAUGCACCCCACCACGCUGUACUUCCAGAGCAAAUUCGCCAAUAUUGUCGUGUCGAACGAGUUCCACAGGCGAUACGCCGACCAGAGACUUGUGUCCAUGUCUCUUCAUCCGGGCAAUCUGAAGAUGGACACGGAGAGGCAUCCGUCUCUGGGACCGAGAUUAAUAAGCCUUUUGAAUCCGACCCUCCCCGACUCCAAAAUGGGCGCUUUAACGCAGCUGUGGGCGGGCACGACGCCAGAGGGGGCCGAUUUGAGCGGCAAGUAUUGCAUUCCUUGGGCGCGGGUGGGAGAGGCGAAGAAGGGGACGGGUGACCCAGACGUUGGACGGAAGUUGUGGGAGUGGCUGGAGGAGCAGGUGAAGGACAUAUAA
This is a messenger RNA of Postia placenta MAD-698-R-SB12, 915 nucleotides long. RefSeq lists its product as hypothetical. The transcript is spliced from 7 exons. The record is from RefSeq and is a predicted model, not a curated record. The coding region runs from base 1 to 915 and encodes 304 amino acids. Lineage: Eukaryota; Fungi; Basidiomycota; Agaricomycetes; Polyporales; Adustoporiaceae.